UUUGGCGGCAAAACUUUGUUUAGGACGUGCGACUCCCUCAGCACCACUCCGCCUCCGCCGCACCCAAGCGCUGUGUGAACAGAACCGAACACGUUCUGGUUUCCUGUUGAUCCGCCGCUGCGCUGACUGCAGCGCCAACGCAGCAUCAGAACGGCACCACGCUCCUGUCGCAGGGAGGAGAACAGCAUCAGAACCGGGACGGGCCGGUUCUGACCCGGAGGUCAGUUCCUAGGCCAUUCAGUUGAAAGGUACUAAACUCCACCUUCAGAAGCGGCUCGCUGUGACCCGGCCUGGUUCUGACCGGUUCCAGGUUCUGGCCUGGUUCUGGCUUUAAGGUAGGCUGACUUCCUGCAGCUGUUUCUGACCCAAUCGUGGAACCGGCAGGAAGUCGGAGACUGCUUUACUUUUUAUUUCAGCGCCUUCUGAUCGGUUCUGCUUCUGAGCGGUUCUGGUUCUGAGCAGUUCUGGUUCUGAGCGGUUCUGGUUCUGAGCGGUUCUGGUUCUGAGCGGUUCUGGUUCUGAGCGGUUCUGGUUCUGAGCGGUUCUGGGUCUGAGCGGUUCUGGUUCUGAGCGGUUCUGGGUCUGAGCGGUUCUGGUUCUGAGCGGUUCUGGUUCUGAGCGGUUCUGGUUCUGAGCGGUUCUGGUUCUGAGCGGUUCUGGUUCUGAGCAGUUCUGGGUCUGAGCGGUUCUGGUUCUGAGCGGUUCUGGGUCUGAGCGGUUCUGGUUCUGAGCGGUUCUGGUUCUGAGCGGUUCUGGUUCUGAGCGGUUCUGGGUCUGAGCGGUUCUGGUUCUGAGCGGUUCUGGUUCUGUUUCCAGGAUCAUCCUGGGAAAUGACUAAAAUGAUCAAUGAGUGAAAACAGAAUCAUGAGAAUCGGAUCCGUUUCGAUAUUCAUUUACGAUGACUCCGGUGGUUUGGACCCAAAGUGAUAUAUGUGGUUCUGGUCCGGUCCAUUACGGACGACACCACAGUCCAUGAUAUGCAGAGAAAGUUGAGUGGAAGGAAAAAGUGUGAGAAACAUCUGCAGCAGGAAAACCGGAGCGGAUUGUGGGAGACGAUGGGAACCUCCGACCCGGUCCGGCCCGGCCCGGCCCGGCCCGGCGCUGGAAGCCGGUUCUGUGUUUCUGCUCAGGAUGUUGUGCUGCAGCUCAGCGAACGGUUUGAUCUCGGUUUCCUGCCUCGCUUCCUUCCUGACCCGGUUCUGUCAGUCUGUAGCUUUCUGGGUUCAACAUGGCUGCCGCUCCAAACAGUAACGUCGGUUCUGACUGUCUGCUGACUUUGGACUCACUGGUUCUGAAACACAAAAUGACCAGAACCGUACGGUUGCCAUGACGGCCACAUGCGGUUCUGAUCCAGUUAAUGAUGCGGUUCUGCUGUGACUCAGAGGACUGAAAGCGGAAAGUUGCUGGUUCUGUUGCUGGAACUGGACCAUCCUUGCUCCAUUGUUCUGAUGGAGAGUCAGCUGGUUCUGGACCGGUCCAGAGUCCAGGUUUGGUUGAACCGGAUCAGAACUUCCAGUUUGUGACUUUUAAUUCUGAAGCUUUGCAGAUUUGAAAUUUAACUUUAAACUGGAUUCUUGCUGCAGCUGAACUGGACUUUUUCCAGUUUACUCUUGCUCUAAGUCGGUUCUGGAUUUGGACCUAAAUUGGUUCUAAUUCAGUUUGUUUGUGGAUUUUUCUUCUUCUUGGUGUCUGAAGUUUUGCGUUUGGCUGAACUGGUUUUCCUCGCCGUGUUACUGGUUCCUCUGCUAGUUGGAAGUUGACGUUUUGGGACCAGUUGGGUUUCGGGUCGCUGCUCUGGUUUCGAUGAAAGCUUUGGAUCUUGGUUCUGAGUUCAUUUAAAGUUGGUUCUGUUGGGUUUGUGUGGAGCGGCUCUGGGCCGGCUUGUCUGGUUAGAAAGUCUGCUCUGGUUCUGGUUCUGCUGGGAUCAUUUGUUCUGGACCUGCUUCAUGCUGAUGUCUGAAAGCCAUUUGAGAUUCAGGAGAAGGAAACUUCUCUACUUCCUGCUGCUGAUCGGAUCAGAACCAUCCGGAGCGACGGCCUGGAGAAUCCGCCUCAAACCAAACCUGGAAUAUUCUGGAAUCUUUCCUGGGUGUGAACGGAUUGGCAGCCAUGUUUCCAGACCCGGCUGGUUUGUGACCAGAACUGAACUGGGUUCAGCCUGAGGUGUUUCAAGCUGCUGAGAUGUUUCCAGUUGGUUUGGAGCGGUUGGUUUGGAGCGGUUCUGCAUGUUUCAGGAACCGUUUAAAGGACAUCGGACCUGGAGGAACAGAAACACCUGCUGUUCGUUCAGACAGGAAAGGUCCCAACCCGGUUCGGUUCCGCUCCACUUCUCACCCACUGAACAGGUUUUUAACUUACUGAGUGAUUCACACCUGGAUUGGAUUUCCAUAAAAUAAAUAGAAACCGAUGGAAGACGGGGAGCAGAACCCUUUGGACGGGUCUGGUUGGGACAGAACCCUUUGGUCCGGAGGAAACGGCUGCACAGGGUGUUGUCCAAUCAGAGCGUCUCAUAGCAGCCAAUCAGAGGAACAUUUAGUUUCUGAUGGGAACUGGACAGAAACUAAAACCAAAUCAUGUUCAGGGUUCAUUUUGACCUGAUCUGGGUUCUGCCUCUCUGGUUCAGGUUCUGGUUCUGGUCUACCUGUUCAGCCCGUCUCCUGGUUGCGUUUCGUUCUCAGAUGAACGAUGGAUGUCUCCUGGCUGUCUCUGCUCAUGAUGGCCGCCGCCUUCGCCGCCUCCGUCCUGCUGGCCGCCGUCUGCUUGGACUGCGGCAACAGAAGUCCUCUGGCCUCCAUCAGUCAGACGGCGGCGUCAGAAGAAUACGUCGCUUCUGGAUUCGUCGUCGUCCAUCCAUAUGCUGGUCAGGCCCGGUUGGACCAGAACUUGGUCCAUUCUCCCUCCACCCUGAAGCCUCACUCGAUUCCUGCUGGUCGCGGUUCUGACCAGACACGGCCCUACACACCGACAGAAACCGAGAGCAACCCGAGUUACGAGAACCGGGCCCCGGAAAUGGAUUUUCCCGACAGCGACACUGAAGGCAACGGAUACAUAGAGGUCCUUCCUGAAACCGAGCCAAGCCGAGCCUCCACUCCCAGUUUAGAUGGCGCUGACUAUGUCAACCUUGAAGAUGAAAAUAAAAGACAGGAACAAGAACCAGAGCCAGAUCAGGACUCGGACUCGGACUCGGAAUCCGAUCACAACUACGAGAACGUGAAGUCAGAAUCUCCUGUAGCCUCAACGCCGGACGAAGACGAGAACUACGUCAACGUAUGAUCCGGUUAGCCCAGCAGGAGGACCGGUUCUGACAGCUCUUCAUCCUCAUCUUCAUCAGACCCAGGACCCUCCAGCCUCCGUUUACACUGCUGUUUCACCUCUUGGCUUGAUUUCUGUAAAAUUUGACUAGACCUCUUGACUGACUUGUGUGGCUAAUUUAAGGCUAAAUAAUCUGACAGACAGGGAGCUAAAGAUGAGGGUGAUGGACUGAGGGCCUUCCAGCCUCUGGGACGGUUCGACUGAUGUGAAGCUAAUAAGUGUCUCUACUAAUGAGAAGGGUAGAAAUACUUUUUAAUACAUUUUAUUCAAAUAAAAGUAGAAAGGGAUUUUUUUUGUUUUGCAAGUUUUCUAUUUCCCAACCAUCAAACAAACUUCUUGGUUUGAAUCUGCCAAGAAUAUGAACAGCGAGCGCAAAAAAUGCCUGACAAGGAGGUGAAAACAUGAACGUCUCUAGUUUGUCAGAAUAUUGAAGCUCCUGAACCGAAACACAAUUUUGAUCCAAGAUUUUCUGGAUGAUCCAGCGGCUUCAGAAACAAAGCGGCUCAAUCAGCCAAUCUACUGGAAAAAAAGAUUUUUAGUGACAUUUUCACCAUGUCACUCAUUCAGAGGCGUUUAUGAUUGAUUGAUGCUAAAUGUUAUUGCUGUUAACUGUUGAUUAUGAAACGUUUCAAAUGCUACAAGAAGGGAAACGCCUGACUUACUUGGAUAAGAAAAUACGAAGGUCAGAGGUCAACCAGCCAUUCUGGAUGAAAUGGAGACAGUUUGGGAACACAUGUUGAAUAUCUGGGAUUAAAUUCAGAUCCUAAUCUGUUAGAAAGCAGACUCUUUCACUUGGAUUGGGAUGUCUCUGUGCAUCUGAUCAAUAACCUGAUUUUUAUUGAUCACCACUGAUCAAAAGUUAAUGUUCACCUCCUAAGAAUUUCCUUGAACGUCACUUAAGUCCAGAAGAGGACUCUCUUAAACAGUUAACCCAAAAUCCAGAUUAAUCCAGAUUAGCGCCAGGGUGAGGAGAAUUCCUGUUGUUAAAUAUUCAGUUUAUUAAUUCAUUGCAACUUUCCAAAUGACUGCGGUAUUUUUGCUGCCGUUUCAUUUCACUGACGACUCCUGAGAAUGUUUUUAUUUAAAUGUUUCCUGUCAUCUGAUCUAGAAAUGUUUUUAUCUGAAUUAAAUUGAACAUUUUAGAAAAA
This is a messenger RNA of Poeciliopsis prolifica (blackstripe livebearer), 4460 nucleotides long. RefSeq names its product histone acetyltransferase KAT6B-like. NCBI's taxonomy places the organism in Eukaryota, Metazoa, Chordata, Actinopteri, Cyprinodontiformes, Poeciliidae. The record is from RefSeq and is a predicted model, not a curated record. The transcript is spliced from 13 exons. Bases 2686 to 3273 code for a protein of 195 amino acids.